Cercospora beticola is the source of this 732-nucleotide messenger RNA. Its product is annotated as 2EXR domain-containing protein. Lineage: Eukaryota; Fungi; Ascomycota; Dothideomycetes; Mycosphaerellales; Mycosphaerellaceae. The record is from RefSeq and is a predicted model, not a curated record.
AUGGCAUCCAUCAAAUCACAAGAGCAACAGAUCGCUUCCAGCUCCAGAAUGGCGGCACAGGUGGACGAAUGCAAGACCUCGUUUCUAGAUUUGCCCGCGGAGCUGCGAAACGAGAUCUACCGCCUCUGUGUGGUCGUGUCAAGGCCUCUGAAAGUGAUGCACCAAGGACAAGGUCCCACAUUACGCAUAUGCAAUCAGUUCAACUCUGCCAGCACGUGUCAGCAGGAAUCCUGGGCACCAGGUCUGCUGCGCAGCUGUAAGCAGAUCAAUCACGAGGCAGCAUCAAUUCUUUAUGGGGAGAACGUCUUCAAUUUCAGAAAUCCGAAGGUGGCGGAAGCCUUCCUCCUGCAAGCUGUGCAAUCGAUUGGGCAGAUCCGCGAUAUGAUCGUCGGAUUUGGAGGGAGAAUGAAGGCCAGCUUCGCGCGCCUCCUUGUCACACUUAAAGGCGCCGCCAGACUGCGCGGCUUGACAUUCCACUAUGGCGCCAACGGCUUGGGCAUGGAGGUGUACAAUGUUCAGGAGGCUGCAAAGGCCAUCAAGCCGCUCGUGCGAUUCUUCCAGAAUGAUCGCUGGCCGACUGACAAGACUAAGGCGCUAAGCAUUGUGCACUGGGCAGCAUAUCCAAUUUACUGGAGAGAAAUACAGCGACGAUACGACAAAGGAGCUGCCGACUACGAAGCGAGAGUCAAAGCAGUCUUGGAGGAGACUUUAAAGUGAGAAGCCAGUCUUGGC